UAUACCUACGUUUUUGACCACAAGUGACACCUUAUUGUUAGCAGCAAAAUGAUCAGUAAGUUCGUGUUGUUCUUGUUACCGUGUUUUAUGAUGGCGCGCGGCGAAACUGAAGCGUUUGAAAAGGACUUAUUAUUGUACAGUGCGGAUACAGAAAGGGAGUGUGAAUUUUUUGAAGAUAUUAUGCCGCACAAAAAGAGGAAUGGAAGCUGUGAACUUAAUCCCGAUGUUUAUUUGAAUGUGCCUCAAAUAAUUGCAAGACACGGCUACCCCAGCGAGGCCCACAUCGUCCAAACAAAAGACGGUUACCUGUUGACCUUGCACAGGAUACCUGGACCCAAAUCCGGCAAACGAGGCGGCCAACCAGUGUUCCUGCAACAUGGGCUACUUGGAAGCAGUGCAGAUUGGGUGGUCAAUGAAGGCCAAGCCUUGGCAUUUUUCCUUGCUGAUCAAGGUUACGAUGUUUGGCUAGGUAAUGCCAGGGGUAAUACAUAUUCAAAAGCCCAUGUCACCUAUUCUAUAAAAAGUCCAGCUUACUGGAAUUUCAGUUGGCAUGAAAUGGGUACUUAUGAUCUUCCAGCGGUUCUGCAAUAUGUCAGUACUCAUACUAACAGACCAGGGGAGAUAAUUUAUAUAGGUCAUUCCAUGGGAACAACUAUGUUUUUUGUAUUUUCAUCUCUAAAACCGCAAGCUGCCAAAAAUGUUAAAUUAAUGAUUGCUCUAGCGCCAACAGCUUAUAUGACUCAUGUUAGGUCGCCCAUAAGGUAUUUGGCGCCUUUUUCCAACGAUGCACAAUGGAUAUUAAGAAACCUAGGUUUCAAUCAAUUUUUACCGAGAGGUAAAAUCCUAGACCUAUUAAACUACGAAUGUCAACUAUUAGAACAAAGAAAAAUAUGUGAAAACGCGUUCUUCUUAAUAUGUGGUUUCAACAAAGCAGAAAUGAACAUGGAUAUUCUACCAGUAGCUUUUGCGCAUGACCCAGCUGGUAGCAGUACCAAAACAGUUCUGCACUAUGGUCAAGAAAUACAUGCCAAUGGCAAUUUCCAACAAUACGACUACGGGAAAGAAAUAAACAUGAUUAAAUACAACCAAUCCACACCGCUCAAAUAUGAUGUUGGAAAAAUUAGAUCCAACAUAUACCUGAUGUAUGCAGAGAAGGACAAACUCACAAGCCCCAUAGAUGUGCUAAGGCUAUCACACAAGCUUCCAAACCUGAUAGGUUUGUACAGAGUUCCAAAUGAAAAUUUCGACCAUGUUGACUUUAUUUUUGGUAAAGAUGCCAUGGAAUUGGUGAAUAAGCAAGUUCUUAAAGUUAUCCAUAACUUUACGGAGACCGAUAUGGUGUAAUACUUAUAAUUAAUCUAAUUUUAGUAAUUACUAAUUAAUAGCUUUAGCAAAACUGGUGAUUAUUUUACGUAUACCAAUGAUUUAUGUUUACUUAGAAUAAAAA
This is a messenger RNA of Brassicogethes aeneus, 1447 nucleotides long. NCBI's taxonomy places the organism in Eukaryota, Metazoa, Arthropoda, Insecta, Coleoptera, Nitidulidae. The record is from the annotation of a GenBank genome assembly.